AUGGUAACGCUAGAAUACAGGUCAGCCUUACUCGCAUUUUGUCCACAGAUUCUGCAUAUUGAUCCAAUCAAUGGUACGAUUGUAUGUCAACACGGGCGUGAAGAGUGCAUGAUCAAUCGCUUUGAAUCAUGCGUUAUCGCAACGAUUCCAGGAAGGAAUGCACCUUUGCCUUAUAUAUAUUGUCUUGAGAAGCAAAUUGCAGCAAGAACCAAAUUCGAGGACGCUGUCAACAAAUGUUAUCGAACACUGAAAAUCUCGAAGCAAAUCCAGAACGCAAUCAACGUUUGUGUGGUGAGUGGUCUCGGGGAUCGUUUGCAGUUGGCUGCAGCCAAACGAACCGACCAGAUCUAUCCGGAUAAACACGAUCACGUUCCGUGGAUGUUAUUCAGUAACGUCAGUCUCGCACGAGCACAGUCGAUACAGUACUCGUUACCAUCCAGCAUAUGCCAAUGGUAUAAUGGCGAUAAAAUGCCACGUGCAUGCAACCAAAUGGAGCAUUCUUCUUGUGUCAAAAAUAACUGA
This is a messenger RNA of Anisakis simplex (herring worm), 522 nucleotides long. The record is from the annotation of a GenBank genome assembly. NCBI's taxonomy places the organism in Eukaryota, Metazoa, Nematoda, Chromadorea, Rhabditida, Anisakidae.